UAGUUCUAAGGAGCUGUGUGGGUUAGGCUUCCUAUUAUGUGAGAAACUUGGAUCUGUCAGAGAUAGCCUGAUAGUGAUAUCCUACACUUCAUUUCCGAGUCUUGCCUGAUAAAAAUUUAGAAAGUGUUGCCCACAGUCUGGUGUUAACAAACAGUUCUCUGUCAUUAAAGCUGGCCUGAGCAUCAUCUGUUUUAGGAAGUGGGCUGGUUAAGGAUCCUGCUUCUUUUCGGGCUGGGAGAAAAUAAACUGAAAGCAUGGUCACAAGAAAUGUGAGCCUUAUGAUGGCACAGUUCUGAUUUACAACAGCAGUGGGCCAGCCAACUUUGUAAAUACCAGUGAGAGAAGAGACGGCUGAUUUUUAGCAAAAGUUUAAGAAAAGCAAAGCUUCAAACCUACUACUCUGCCAGAAGUUUUACAGAUGGAGUGGCAAGCCACUGUGUCACCCAAUUUGGAUCCUGGCUUCCCUCAAAAGACUCUUAUGGCUAUUGCUUGAUUACCUUCUGGAGUAGCCAACUACAUAUAGAUAUAUAGAUAAAAGACUAUUGGUUUUGGCCUGAUUUUUUGCAGCCACCUUUAUAUAUAUGGAUUUUCCUUACCAAGGAUGAUGACUUUAAGUAUAUCCCUGGAGCAUUUGGAUAAUGUGAUAGUUGGGAUGCAGUGAUGUCGAAUCUCUGUCCACCACCAUCUCCAGCUGUUGCCAAGACAGAGAUUGCUCUAAGUGGUGAAUCACCUCUAUUAGCAGCUACCUUUGCUUACUGGGACAAUAUUCUUGGUCCUAGAGUAAGACACAUUUGGGCUCCUAAGACAGAACAGCUACUUCUCAGCGAUGGAGAAAUAACUUUUCUUGCCAACCACACCUUAAAUGGAGAAAUCCUCCGAAAUGCAGAGAGUGGGGCUAUAGAUGUGAAGUUUUUUGUCCUUUCUGAAAAAGGAGUCAUUAUUGUUUCAUUGAUCUUUGAUGGAAACUGGAAUGGAGAUAGGAGCACAUAUGGUCUAUCAAUUAUACUUCCACAGACCGAACUUAGCUUCUACCUCCCGCUUCACAGAGUGUGUGUUGAUAGACUAACACAUAUUAUCAGAAAAGGAAGGAUAUGGAUGCACAAGGAAAGGCAAGAAAAUGUCCAGAAAAUAGUCUUAGAAGGCACAGAAAGAAUGGAAGAUCAGGGUCAGAGUAUUAUUCCAAUGCUUACUGGCGAAGUAAUUCCUGUAAUGGAGCUGCUUUCAUCUAUGAAAUCACACAGUGUUCCUGAAGAAAUAGAUAUAGCUGAUACAGUUCUGAAUGAUGAUGACAUUGGUGACAGUUGUCAUGAAGGCUUCCUUCUCAAUGCCAUUAGCUCACACCUGCAGACCUGUGGCUGUUCAGUCGUAGUAGGUAGCAGUGCAGAAAAAGUAAAUAAGAUAGUGAGAACAUUAUGCCUUUUUCUGACUCCAGCAGAGAGAAAAUGUUCCAGAUUAUGUGAAGCAGAAUCAUCAUUUAAAUACGAGUCAGGGCUCUUUGUACAAGGCCUGCUAAAGGAUUCAACCGGAAGCUUUGUGCUCCCAUUCCGGCAAGUCAUGUACGCUCCCUAUCCCACCACACACAUAGAUGUGGACGUCAACACUGUGAAGCAGAUGCCACCAUGUCACGAGCAUAUUUACAAUCAGCGCAGGUACAUGAGAUCUGAGCUGACAGCAUUCUGGAGAGCCACUUCAGAAGAAGACAUGGCUCAGGAUACAAUCAUCUAUACAGAUGAAAGCUUCACUCCUGAUUUGAAUAUUUUUCAAGAUGUCUUACACAGAGACACUCUAGUAAAAGCCUUCCUGGAUCAGGUCUUUCAUUUGAAGCCUGGUUUAUCUCUCAGGAGUACUUUCCUGGCACAGUUUCUACUCGUCCUUCACAGAAAAGCCUUGACGCUAAUAAAGUAUAUAGAAGAUGAUACGCAGAAGGGGAAAAAGCCCUUUAAGUCUCUUCGGAACCUGAAGAUAGACCUUGAUUUAACAGCAGAGGGCGACCUUAACAUAAUAAUGGCUCUAGCUGAGAAAAUUAAACCAGGCCUCCACUCAUUUAUCUUUGGAAGACCUUUCUAUACUAGUGUACAAGAACGAGAUGUUCUAAUGACUUUUUAAAUGUGUAACUUAUUAAAUAUAUGUUGUCACCAUGAUGAUUGCUGCUGAAGUAGCUCAGUGGUGUGGGAAACAUCAUUCCCUUGGGUCAUGUCCCAGACUCCUACUUGGCAGUGCAGUUAAAGUUAGUUACACUACACUUGUCACAAGUCUGUCAGGGGACGUCCGGUGCGUUGUUACAAUGGAUGCAUCUUUUCCUAGGUGGGCUGUCUUGAGAUACAGACUUAUGUUUACAGUUAGAGUAAAUGUUCCUGCUAUCUUUUAAAGAUAUAAUAAUAAGAUAUGAACUUGACCACAACUACUGUUUUUGAAACUUACAAUUCAUGGUUUACAUGUAUCAAAGUGAAAUCUGAGUUACUUUUCACAGAUAUAAUACUAGUUGACUUUUCAUCUCUUGGUAUUCCUUGGUAUGUAAGAUUACUGUAAUACUUUUAUAAUCAGCUGAAAAUUAGAGCAUCUGAAUCAUUUCAGUUCCACAAAAGGAACUUAGCUGGAACAUAGGUUAAGUAUUAGAAAGAAUGUAUUGAUCAAGCAGAUGUUUAAUUCAAAUUAAUUAUUAGAUCCUCCUUUGUAGACUGGGUAGUCCUUAGGGUUCAAUCUGUGUAGAAACAUCAGUAUGUGUAGUCCGGAUUAUGGCAAACCUGUCAGGGUAUUUGUGUGUUUCUGUGUGUGUGUGUGGGUGUGUGUGUGUGUGUGUGUGUGUGUGUGUGUGUGUGUGUGUGUUGAGCUCUGUCAAAGACAAUAGAGGAAAUUGGAUUUUAUGUUUUAGUAGUUAUUGCAAACUAUUUAAAUUAAUUUUUAUUAUUUUUGAGCCAAAUUGAAAUGUGUACCUCCUGUGCCUUUUUUUUUUCUUGGAAAAUAUAAUUACUUGGAAGAAGUUCAGAUUACACUAGUCAGUCAUUUUUAUCUUGUUUUCCUCCUGCAUAGUCUUACCCUCAUUUGACAGUUGUAACUCCAAGAUUAUGAAAUGCAAUGGAGAAUAUACUAACUAGUAAGAUCCUUUUACAGGAACAGAGAACAAUAUCUUGUCCUUUUCCUUUUCAAAUUUCUGCCCUUACUUUUGAGGUUAUUGCCAGGUCUAUUUGCUUCUGCAUCAUGUGAGGAAAACAGGAGAAACUUUAUUGAUGUGCUAUUUUACUAGGUGCUACUUUGGCAGAACUAAGUGGUCAAUUUCUUUUGUUUCCUUAAUGUCUUUGGACCAUUGUGCUAGCUGUAAACUGACUAAUAUAAUUCUUUGCUAGAACCGUUUUGACAUAAUAGUAUAUACAAGCAUAAAAAUUAUUUUUAUUUAAAACUGUGGAAGUUACACAAAAGGGAAAAGUAUUUAUAAGAAAGGGAUAAAAGUGACAGAGCCCCUCUGCCAUUGCUCACCAAAUGGAACCAAAACUAACAUGUUAUGUUCUGAAAGGUCCUAAUUACCUUUCACAUCACUAAUAAGAAGGGUGUAGACAUCUUGAUUUUUAGACACAAACCGAAUGAGAUGACUGGUGCUCUGUGGUGCACUCAUGAAAGAAUUUACAGAUACCACCUUAUUGCACCCCUUACUCAGUGCUUCUUAUGUGAUUGAUUAUUAAAGAGUGCUGACCGAUUAUUUUCUUUUGCUGGUUUAUUGUACUGUUACAUGGAAUGCAAGUUGUACAGUGAAGUAAGUUAUUAAAGCAUGUGUAAACAUUGUUAUAUAUCUUUUCUCCUAGGUGGAGAAUUUUGAAUAAACUGUCUUUGAAAU
Messenger RNA from Herpailurus yagouaroundi (jaguarundi), 3829 nucleotides. It is a transcript of the gene C9orf72, whose product is annotated as C9orf72-SMCR8 complex subunit. The record is from RefSeq and is a predicted model, not a curated record. Gene Ontology annotation, biological process: autophagy; endocytosis. Bases 661 to 2106 code for a protein of 481 amino acids. Gene Ontology annotation, molecular function: guanyl-nucleotide exchange factor activity. Gene Ontology annotation, cellular component: autophagosome; endosome. Lineage: Eukaryota; Metazoa; Chordata; Mammalia; Carnivora; Felidae. The transcript is spliced from 12 exons.